Umbelopsis ramanniana AG is the source of this 1859-nucleotide messenger RNA. RefSeq lists its product as uncharacterized. Lineage: Eukaryota; Fungi; Mucoromycota; Umbelopsidomycetes; Umbelopsidales; Umbelopsidaceae. The transcript has 6 exons. Gene Ontology annotation, biological process: glycerol metabolic process; triglyceride metabolic process; glycerol-3-phosphate biosynthetic process. The coding region runs from base 135 to 1697 and encodes 520 amino acids. Gene Ontology annotation, cellular component: mitochondrion. Gene Ontology annotation, molecular function: glycerol kinase activity. The record is from RefSeq and is a predicted model, not a curated record.
GGACAAUGAGAAUAAAAAAACCCUCCCCCCAAGGAUUUAUAAAUAAAAUGCUAUUUGAAUUGUAUUUAAAGAACAUGAUUCGUAACAUCUCGUGCAAAACAUUGUGUUCUUCUUUCCUCUUUCCCACUUGUUGAAUGUCUACUUACAUUGGCGCUGUCGACUCUGGCACCACAUCGUCUCGAUUCCUUAUAUUCGAUGAAAAUGGCAACCUCAUUACAUUCCAUCAAGUGCAGCAUACCAUGCACUAUCCUCAACCAGGUUGGGUAGAGAUGGAUCCUGAAGACAUCCUUAGUGCUGUGAAUGAGUGUAUCGACAAAGCCAUUCGACGAUUUGAAAUGAUGGGUCGUCUCGUCAGCGAUAUCAAAGCUAUCGGAAUCACAAAUCAGCGUGAAACAGCUCUGGUCUGGGAUCGAAAGACUGGCCAUUCGCUUCAUUCAGCUAUCGUGUGGAGCGACACUCGAACCCACGAUAUCGUCAAGGAAGUGAAUCAAGAUAAAGACCGGGCUCAAUUGAUUCGAGAUGUGUGCGGGUUGCCUGUGACAACGUACUUUUCGGCCGUCAAAUUCAAAUGGCUGCUAGAGAACGUUCCAGCUGUCCAGACCGCGUCCAACAGCGGAGACGCAAUGUUCGGAACCAUUGACAGUUGGUUGAUGUACAAUCUGACUGGUGGAGCGGCCAAUGGUGGAGUGCAUGUGACGGAUGUCACUAAUGCCAGUCGCACAUUGCUUAUGAACCUGAAGUCCUUGCAAUGGGAUCCUGCCUUGUUGUCUAUAUUCAACGUUCCGUUAUCGGUCCUGCCCAAGAUUGUGUCAUCGGCUGAAGUCUAUGGCUUGGUCAAGUCAGGCCAAUUGGUGGAUAUUCCUGUGGCAGGAUGCUUGGGUGACCAACAGGCUGCUCUUGUCGGUCAAAAAUGCUUUGAAAAGGGAGAUGCCAAGAACACGUUUGGUACCGGAGCCUUUAUGCUGUUCAAUACAGGAGACGAGCCUCUUGUGUCACAGAACGGAAUGGUCACCACUGUUGGCUAUCAAUUUGGCCAGAACAAGCCUGCCUAUGCCUUGGAAGGCUCUAUUGCCUCGGCUGGUUCAGCCAUCAAGUGGACUCGCGAUAAUCUUGGAUUGAUCAGUUCCUCUGAAGAAAUAGGUCCUCUUGCUGCAAGUGUUGAGGAUAGCGGCGGUGUUUAUUUUGUUACAGCUUUCUCAGGACUGUUCGCUCCUUAUUGGAGAGACGAUGCUCGUGCAUGCAUUGUUGGUAUCACCCACUUCACCACACGUAACCAUAUUGCAAGAGCCACUUUGGAAUCCAUGUGCUAUCAGUCAAGAGCUAUUCUGGAUUGCAUGAAAGACGAUGCAUCGGUACCUUUGAAAUCGUUGAAGGUCGACGGAGGUGUAUCGAAUUCCGACGAAGCUAUGCAAAUUCUAUCCGAUGUUCUCGGUAUCCAGGUUGUUCGACCUCAGAUGAGGGAAACAACCGCUCUUGGAGCUGCCAUUGCCGCUGGAUACGCCAUCGGUAGAUGGACUGAAUACGCUGACCUAGACAACGUCAAUGCUCAAGGCGUAACUUCAUUUGAACCCAAGAUUGAUACCCUGAAUCGUGAUAACAAAUACAAGGACUGGGCUAAGGCUAUCGAACGGUCAUAUGGAUGGGCUCAAGUGGCCCAAGCUACUGAUACCACUACUACCACUGUCCCUGCCGCUUAGACUAUGGUCUCCCACACACUUUGUACAUGUCCUAAUUCUCGCCUAUCCUAUACAUAUAAAUUUACUUUGGUCAAGUUUCGAGUGGUUCCCUCGAAAUGGUGUAUAAAAAUAAAGAUACCUGUUAAAAAAAAAAGCAGCGAAGAGGAGGAAGUCAUAGGUAUA